Messenger RNA from Anopheles funestus (African malaria mosquito), 3107 nucleotides. Its product is annotated as endoplasmic reticulum metallopeptidase 1-like. Gene Ontology annotation, biological process: proteolysis. The transcript has 5 exons. The coding region runs from base 386 to 3040 and encodes 884 amino acids. The record is from RefSeq and is a predicted model, not a curated record. Gene Ontology annotation, molecular function: metalloexopeptidase activity. Lineage: Eukaryota; Metazoa; Arthropoda; Insecta; Diptera; Culicidae.
GUUUACUUUAAUCUGUUAAAUGUUUAAUAUACCUACCUAUAACAAUGAUAAGAAGAAUAGUGCAUGCAUAUGAUAGAUACGUAGGUAUGCAGUUGCUUUUAAAGUAUCAAAAUUACCAGGUUAUCAAACGAUUUAAAUUGUUCUUAUUAUUCUGCUCUGUUGUGUUGUGUUAUUCGAUUGAAUGUUUUUGUAUUCCUUUCAUUUGUAACACGCCAUAUCUUAAUCACACGUGAACUUAAUCGACCCCUGAUACAUCUUCAAUCUGAUACGAACACGCUGGGGGGCUAUUAAAGUACUGUUCAAGCGAUAUGAUAACGAUUAAACCGGUCGUAGCGUUCCAUUACCGAAAGGCUUGCCUUCAGUUAGCUUACAGUCUUGAUCAGCCAUGGAAGAAAUUCAAAAUCAGCUGGAGACUCACAGUUUAUCGUCGCCCAGCAACAAAAAACGCUCAAAAGAUGAAGAACGUUUUUCUGCUUGGUGGUUGAUUGGUCUCACCGGUGCAGUCGUAGGAGUUUAUCUGCUCGUCUAUUGGAAUUGGGUGUCAAUGCCGAUAGCGCUUCGACGGUUGGAUGAAUCCACCCAUCCGGAUCGUUUCAUAGCAGAAAUAGCAAAGCAACACCUUUUCGAGAUGAGCAAUGUCGGUCCCCGUGUGGCUGGCAGCUAUGCCAACGAAAUUAUCACUGUUCAGUUUCUGUUACGCAUUAUCAAUGACAUCAUCUCCGAAGCUAACCCGACGCAUCGUGUUGAGGUGGAAGUUCAGCAAGCCUAUGGUGACAUGUUUCUGGAUUACGAAAAGUAUCCACAAACGAGUGUGUAUCAGGGCAUCCAGAAUGUGAUUGCGCGUAUAAUUCCAUCGCAGGGGAAAGAGCCUGACAACUACCUGAUGCUUAGCUCCCACUUUGACAGUGUCCCGCAAAGUCCCGGAGCUGGUGAUGAUGGUACGAUGAGCGUCAUUAUGCUGGAAGUGUUAAGAAAACUUUCGCAAAGUGCACAGCCAUACAAUCACGGACUAGUGUUUGUAUUUAACGGGUGCGAGGAGAACACUCUUCAAGGAUCGCAUGCGUUUGUCGCCCAUCAUCGCUGGUUCAGCAAGGUGCGUACGUUUAUCAACAUGGACGUUGCGGCUAAUGGAGGACGUGACAUCAUGUUUCAAGCGGGACCAAAAUACUCUUUCCUCAUGAAAUAUUAUCGAGAUUUCGUUCCCCAUCCGUACUGUACAGCUGUUGCAGAGGAACUGUUCCAGGCCGAUCUGGUUCCGUCGGAAACGGAUUACUAUGUGUACUCCAAAUAUGGGAAAAUUCCCGGUAUGGAUUUCGCGCACAGCACUUGGGGAUAUCUUUAUCACACAGCGUACGAUGCCUACGACACCAUCCCUAAUACAACGCUACAACAUACCGGUGAUAAUGUGCUGGCUCUCGCCAGAGCGUUGGCCAAUGCCGAGGAACUGUACGACAUUCGCGAUCAUGAAGGUUCCAAGGCAGUAUUCUUCGAUUUUCUCAAUUGGUUCCUAGUGUACUACCCGUUGUGGGCAUCGAUCUUACUGAAUAUCGGUUUAUCUAUCAUUGCUCUUUCGGCCAUUAGCUUAUCCUUGUGGUUGCUGACGCGCAGCACGGAAUUAACCUUCUGGCAGUUGCUACUACAAGGUCUUACCGGUCUGGGUGUGAUCGUGUUGUCAAUUAUUGUUGGCGUAGGGUUAUCCUUACUGCUUGCCGUCAUUUUAAAUGCCGUCGAUUCGACGAUGAGUUGGUUCACGCAGACGUGGUUGAUCUUUGGGCUGUACAUCUGCCCAUUCUUAAUUGCGACGUGCACCGGUCCAGUAUUGUAUAUUCAUUUUGUAAAAAAUGAUCAACUUUCCCUACAUGCACGUGUCCAGUUGCUGCUCAAUGCUACCUGCGUCCUGUACGUGUUGAUACUGAUCGUACUGACCUGUAUGAGCAUCCGAUCGGGCUAUCUGUUCACAAUGGCCAUACUGUUCUACACCGUUACCACGUUGUUGAAUGCGUCAUUGCAGGCGUUCGGCAAGCAUACAUCCAUGUGCUGGAUAUAUGUACAUCUAAUAGGACAAAUUGCUCCGAUUGCGUACUUUAGCUCCGUUUCGCUGACGGCCUUCGCCACCUUCAUCCCGAUGCAGGGACGUGGUAAUGCGGGCGCAAAUCCUGAACUACUGAUCGCCCUAUUUGCAGUGCUCGUGGGCAUGCUGGUGACAGGUCUCUUGACCCCGCUGGUUACUUUAGCGCGCAAAGGAUACCUCUUCAUUGCACUGGUUGUCGCUUUCUUCGUUGUUUCAAUCAUCGUUAUGGUGACCUCUGCCGGAUUUCCUUUUCGAGCCCACACUUCACCAGAACGCUUUUAUAUCUAUCAUUGUACUCGCGAGUUUUAUCAUCAGAAUGGUACGCUUAGGCGACUCGAGGGUGGAUUCUACAUUCACCCCCAGGACCGGUACACUGGGGAUCUUAUACGAGAGCUAGCAGUGAAAUUUGAAGCCAACGCUGUACCGUUGGGCGUUCAGUGCGAAAAGGAGUUAUACUGUGGUAUACCAUUCUAUCAAAAUUCACAUCAUGGUCAGCGCGAAAACGGAUUGUGGAUACAAGGCAACACAUUUACUCUUCCCGAAACAAUCGACCUGAAGUACAUUGGGAACCAGUUCGACCCCCAGCUCAAUGUGACUACGUUCUCGUUCACCGUGAAAGGAACGGAUCACAUGAGUUUCUAUGUUUCGCCGGUAAGAGGGGUAAAGCUGAUCAGCUGGAGCUUUAGCAAGGACAUUCCUCGCAGUGGAUUGCCUUGGAAUGGACAGGAUGUACAUUACAUUAAUUUCGUUCACGGAAUCGACGAUCGACCCUACGAAUUUCACAUCACGGUGCAAGGCUCGGCUAGCAAAGCCUCAGAAGCUGGAUGGAAUUUUUACCUGAACGUAGUAGCGCAGUACAUGCACCAUGAGCAAUAUCGUACGCAAGAAUUCCAACGAUUUAUCGACCAAUUUCCCGAUUAUGCGCAUGUUGUUGCUUAUCCGGCUCAUCUUAUUAGCAACAUUUUCUAAUCAAUUGGAGCACUACACGCAGGAAAUAGUUUAUUAAAAUAAAAAACCCGUUUGCGUCAUCUGGUUU